UUCAUAGUUUAGCAUUCAUUAAUUGUUUUAUAUUUUUUACAAAAGUGCUCGUUCAAACAUUAAUAAGAUUUUAUGAACGAAACUCCAAAAAGGAAUAAGGUUUUGAGAUACAAGCAUAUUUCUAACAGCAGUGGAGCUUACGCUAGACCCGAUGACCCCUUACAUGAUUAUAUGAAUAUAUUGGGCCUAAUUUUUAGCAUGUUUGGAUUGAUGAUGAGAAUAAAAUGGAGUUCUUGGAUUGCAUUUUAUUGCGCAUUUGUUAGUUUUGCCAAUGCAAAAACAUCUGAUGAUACUAAGCAGAUUGUCAGUAAUUUCAUGUUAUCCAUAUUUGCGGUUGUAAUGUCAUAUUUACAAAAUCCAACACCUAUCUCAUUUCCUUGGACAUAAUUCAUAAUUUGGUUUUCAUAUAUUAUUUAUAUAAGUAUUUCCAUUUAUAUGUAAUUAAAAAUUUGGUUAAGUUAUAUAUAACUAUUAUAUAUAUAUAUAUAUAAUUAAAAUUAUAAAUGAUUAAUAUAUAUGAUCAAUAUAAAAAAAAUAUUUUUUUAGCACUAAGCUUUCUUUUUACAUUGAGAGAUUUAUGUAAAUUUUUUUUAA
Molecule: messenger RNA, 594 nt
Organism: Gordionus sp. m RMFG-2023
Lineage: Eukaryota; Metazoa; Nematomorpha; Gordioida; Chordodea; Parachordodidae
Product: PAT complex subunit Asterix-like
Exons: 4
Coding region: 73-387 (104 amino acids)
Biological process (GO): protein insertion into ER membrane
Cellular component (GO): endoplasmic reticulum membrane
Molecular function (GO): protein folding chaperone
Source: RefSeq, a predicted model, not a curated record